GUUAUACUACGGAUAAUCAGAAGGGACAAACUUCAUGAACGCGUUUUUAUAUAUAUAUAUAUGAUUGUUUUUUUUUAUCCGUAGCAUCUUAUCUAUCCAACUUUCAUUAAAGUAAGGCAGCAACUAUUAAUCUAUGUGAUUUUGAUUUAAUGCCAAUUUUAAAUGCUAUUUUAUGCAUAAUCCAAUAAUAAAAUAUUUUCACAGAGGGGAAUUAUUUUCAAGACGCACCAAAAUGGAGGCUCCCAGUAGUAAACACACAUGUCCAGAAACAGCUGAGAAGAAAGAGGAUCCCGGAGCUGCUCCAUAUGGAAAUUUUAUAAAUUAUUAUACAUUUAAUCCGCCAGAGAAUCGUCUGAGUUUGAUCCCGAGCUCUCUGCUGGAGGAUGUGGGAUAUCAGCCGGACAGAGAGCCGGUGCUGGUGCUCGAUGUGGGCUGUAACUCCGGGGACUUAUCUAUUGCCCUCUAUAAACAUCUUCUUCAAGAUCAGCCAUCUGAAAGUGACCGUUCCAAAAGGAUUCACCUACUUGGAUUUGACCUGGACGAGAACUUAAUCCUGCGGGCCCAAAACUCUAACCCAUUCCCCCAAAACAUUCAGUUUAUUCCACUUGAUAUCACCAGUCAGGACAGCCACACUGAACUUGCUUCCUAUCUGAAGAAGUUUGGCCUCAGUCGCUUUCACCUGUGUUCCUGUUUUGCUGUAACAAUGUGGGUUCACCUGAAUCACGGAGAUGCUGCGUUAUUAGCUUUCCUCUCACGGCUCGCCUCAGUCAGCAAGUGCCUGUUACUGGAGGCACAGCCGUGGAAAUGCUAUCGCUCGGCUGCUCGACGGUUACGGAAGCUCGGACGCAGUGACUUUGACCACUUUAAGACUCUGGAGAUCCGUGGGGAUAUGGCAGCUCAAGCUAAAGAGCAUUUAGAAAAGCAGUGUGGAAUGGAGCUGGUUCAGAGUUUUGGUAGUACAUCCUGGGACCGGAGCCUUUUAUUGUUCAAGAGACGACGAUGCAGUGACCAGUAACCUGUUGUGACAAGAAACAAAAUUUUAUGUAGGCCUUGUAGAUUAAUUUUAAAUGAAAUUCUAAGGCAAAAAUAAAGCCAUUGUGCCAUUU
Messenger RNA from Hemibagrus wyckioides, 1106 nucleotides. RefSeq names its product pre-miRNA 5'-monophosphate methyltransferase. The coding region runs from base 173 to 1015 and encodes 280 amino acids. Gene Ontology annotation, biological process: miRNA metabolic process; negative regulation of pre-miRNA processing. Gene Ontology annotation, molecular function: O-methyltransferase activity; RNA methyltransferase activity. The transcript is spliced from 2 exons. The record is from RefSeq and is a predicted model, not a curated record. NCBI's taxonomy places the organism in Eukaryota, Metazoa, Chordata, Actinopteri, Siluriformes, Bagridae. Gene Ontology annotation, cellular component: cytoplasm.